CUUACGGGGCAUGUUUUUCAAAAAUUUAUUCAAAAUGAGUACUUAAUUGAACAAAAAAGUUAACAUUUUGUCUACCACACAGGCACACACACAAAAAAGUUGAAGCUGAAAAUCACCAUAAAAAUUUUAAAAAAAAAUUAUCUACCACAUAAAACAAUCAAAAACGCAAAAUUACCAAAUAAAAACCCAAUUUUUAUCUAUUUUUCUGAAGUGAUACCAACCAAAUCUUAUCUUAAUAAAGCAAAGAAACUAAUAGAAGUAUGUAGCAACAAGUCUACAAAAAUGAAUCCAUGUACCAUAAUUUCUCAUAUCUCCAUCAUCCUCCUCAUCUUCCAUGGCAUCGUCCAAGCAUCCAUUACAACCUAUACAUCCAUCUAUGAGCUUCUUCCAAUCUUCGGUCUCCCAUGUGGCCUCUUUCCCGACUCAGUCGAAAACUACAGUUUUGAUUUCGAAGACGGGUACCUUGAAUUAGAGCUAAAAGAUCAACCUUGCUACGUGCAAUUAGAUGAAUACUUGAUCUCUUAUGAUAGAAUUAUAAAAGGAACCCUUAAAAUAGGAUCAAUUACUAAUAUUGAGGGGAUUAGAAUUAAAUCACAUUGGAUUUGGAUUGAUGUUAAAGGGAUUAUGGUUGAUUUGCCUCCUAAUGACAAUAUUUACUUGCAAUUUGGUCUUUUUAAUCAUAAACUUGAUGCUCAACAGUUUCAGACCCUUCAUUCUUGUGCGUCUUCUAACAAGUGGAUAAAUUCUCGGCUUCAACCUCGUCUUAACGAGAUGCCAAUUGCUCCCGAGUGAACACAAAAUGUCGCCAUGAGGAUGAGUAAUAAAUGCGAAAGCUUCACAAUAAAAUUAAUCAAAUAAAAUAAUAUUACAAUAUUAUAAUUAUGUUAUUUUCUAGACUUAGUAUUGUACUCUCUUUAUAUUUAAUGAAAAUAAUGAAAAUAGCAAAGUAAAUAAUUUCAUUGGUAUCAAGUGUCUAAGUUACCAAUCCUAACUCUAAACUCGAUCAAAUGGAAGCACAAUGUAUUCACUAAUUUUUUAUUGAGGCCGUCUUAUCAUAAGACGGCUUUAAUUGGGUUAGUCCAAAGUCUUUUAAAAAAAUUGCUCUCUGUACAAUUUAAAUUUCAUUAUUUUUGAUUUUUUUUUUGCUAAUGGGCUACAUGUAGGGCUCAUCUCACGAUGAGACGGUUUCAUACAAGACUUGCUGCAAUGUAUUAGACCGUGACAAUUCAUCACAUAAUCUCACCGUGGCCUGCUCGUGUGGACAUGGGAUAUCCGUGGGGUUGGGCCGAGAAACCCACGGGUCAAGAGUGUUGACUUGCACAUACACUUAGUGAGGUUCAUUGUUUCCCAAAAACAUAUGGUAGUAGGAGGAUUAGCCCACCCAAUAUAUAUACAAGUAUCCAAUCUACUAUUUUAUCGAUAUGAGAUCUUAUCUCAUAUGUGAAGUAUUUCCAAUACAAUACAAUAACUAUCGUGUCUAAGUAAUUAAUUUCAUUGGUAUCAAGUGUAAUUAUUUGCUAAAUAUUAGGAUUAGUUUUUGUAGGUUUGAUAGAAAAAAACUACGUACUUUUAUGUUUUGUCAGUUAUUAGUUUCUCCAAGUAGUCAGUUAUUAGUAUCUCCAAGUAGCAUUUACAAGGCCGGCCCUAAUAUUUUAGGA
Amaranthus tricolor (Joseph's coat) is the source of this 1658-nucleotide messenger RNA. RefSeq lists its product as uncharacterized. The coding region runs from base 283 to 792 and encodes 169 amino acids. The record is from RefSeq and is a predicted model, not a curated record. The transcript has 2 exons. NCBI's taxonomy places the organism in Eukaryota, Viridiplantae, Streptophyta, Magnoliopsida, Caryophyllales, Amaranthaceae.